AUGUCGAUCCAGAUGACCCUAAUCUUCGCCCUAUUGACCGUGGAAUUCGGUUUGGUCUCCGUGCUUCUAUUGCCGCUUCCGCCAAAAGUUCAGAGCCUGGUGUUGCGCAAGUACGACGAGGCGAUCAGCAACUCCAACUUUGCCAUAGUGUUGGCGUUUACGGACGCCCUUGUGGGCGUAAUGUUUGUCGACGCUUUCAAGAAUGGGUUCAAGCUCUUGGAAAGAGGUGAUGAGAUCAUAGAAUUCAGCAAAAACGUGUGGGACGCCCGUGCAAAGAAGUUCUACUCCCAGCGUAACCUAUACAUUCUGGGUGCCAUCUUGGCGCUACAGGCGUGCGUCUGGUUCAUGUCGAUGUUGCUCAAAUCCACAGUCAAGAAUAAGGCCCUGCUGGGCGGUUUGUCGAACGAGGGUAAGACCCCAUCCUCUUCCUCUGACGCUAAGACUCCCGAGACAGAAGCACUAGAGAAGGAACUUGCCAAGGCUCAACUGGACGUGGACACAUUGAACAAGCAGUACGAUUCCCUCUUUGCCGAGUACCAGAAAAAGAAUGCCACCCCUGCGGAAAGUGAUUCAACCAGAAAGGAAAAAUAA
Molecule: messenger RNA, 591 nt
Organism: Pichia membranifaciens NRRL Y-2026
Lineage: Eukaryota; Fungi; Ascomycota; Pichiomycetes; Pichiales; Pichiaceae
Exons: 1
Coding region: 1-591 (196 amino acids)
Biological process (GO): intracellular protein transport; endoplasmic reticulum to Golgi vesicle-mediated transport
Cellular component (GO): endoplasmic reticulum membrane; endoplasmic reticulum
Source: RefSeq, a predicted model, not a curated record